AUGGCUCGAUCUGCCGUCUCAAAAUCAGAGACACUGCAUGCCCUGCUUGGGCCCCCGCUACAAGAUGCUGAAGAAGAAACAUUUCUGUUGUUCAGCCAGGACAUCCCUACCAAUAACCUGGGCUUUGUCGAUGCCACUGCGGAUAACAUCGACAUCGAGAUAGCCGGGCAUGAAUAUACUAUUCAACAGUCUCCCGGCCUUCUCAAUUCUAACCACGCCAGAGGCACGACAGGGGCGGUCUUAUGGAAGGUUUCUCCUCUUCUAGCGACUUGGUUGGCCUCCUGCCCUACAAUUCUUGCUGAUCUUCAUGCCCUUCAUCCAGACUCCGUGGUGGCUGAACUCGGAUGCGGCUUGGCAGGGUUGAUAGGACAAGUAUUGUCUCAAUCUGUCCAGCGCUACAUCCUGACCGAUCAGCCGUCUAUUGUGAGACAUCUCCGAGCUGCCCUCGGAAUGUUGGACGGGCCACCACGUGCAAAGACCAGGGGCAGCAAAAACAAGAAGAGCAGCACUCCUGGGAGGCAGGAUGUGCUCCAAGUCAUGGCUCUGGACUGGGAGAAGGAUGACGCAAUGAAUCUGAGAGCUGCCCUCCCAGGCAAUGCACAGAUUGACCUCUUGAUAUUGUGUGAUUGUGUCUACAAUGAGUAUUUGGUCAAGCCACUUGUCCAGACAUGUGUGGACGCCUGUCGCCUGGGACACGGCAAUGAGCAUGAGGAUGGGGACGUGAAUCGAAGUCCCACAGUGGUUCUGGUGGCACAACAACUCCGGUCAGAUACCAUCUUUGAGCUGUUUCUGGAAACCAUGAUUGAGGAGUUCGAGGUCUGGCGGGUGCCCGAAGGCCGGAUUCCCGCAGACCUAGGCGCAAAUUCAGGCUAUGCUGUGCAUCUGGCAAUAUUGAGAGGGGGGAGGGCAAGGACUUGA
Messenger RNA from Exophiala aquamarina CBS 119918, 918 nucleotides. RefSeq lists its product as uncharacterized. Lineage: Eukaryota; Fungi; Ascomycota; Eurotiomycetes; Chaetothyriales; Herpotrichiellaceae. The coding region runs from base 1 to 918 and encodes 305 amino acids. The transcript is spliced from 2 exons. The record is from RefSeq and is a predicted model, not a curated record.